GGAGAGAACCUGCCCCAACUUUCAGUACUUUCCGCCCAAAACAUCCAACCCGGAAGAGCAGAAGAAGCAUGACACUGCCUAAUUUACCUCAGGCAUUGGAAGAUGAGGGUGUCCCACCCAACCACACCAAGGUUUCUCUCCAAGGCCAAGGGACUAUGCCUAUUCCGGGCAACAUAAGGAAGGCUGAGGAAGUACCCGGGCUAGGGGGACCCUCCCUCCAGGCUGAAACCAGGGCCUGGUUUCAGAAGACUCACGCACCCUGGUUCUUUCAUGAUGGGGAAGCCCCAGUCUGGUUCCAUGGCUUUAUCACUCGACGGGAGGCCGAGAGAUUGCUGAAAAACAAACCCCCAGGCUGCUACUUGGUGCGGUUUAGCGAGAGCACAGUGGCCUUUGUGCUAACUUACAGGAGCCGCGGCUGCUACCGCCACUUCCUCCUGGCCCAGCUGGAAGAUGGGCGCCACGUGGUGCUGGGCGAGGACAGUGCUCACGAGCGGCUCCCGGACCUGCUGCGGCACUAUACCCUGUGUCCGCUCAGCCCUUACGGGGAGCACCUCACGCAGCCCUGUAUCCGUCAGACCCCUGCUCCAGCUGGUAUCUCCAUGCAAACAGAACACUCAGAAUCCAGGAGUGAGGGCAGAAAUGGAGCUGCCCAGUACAGCCCAGUCCACAAACAGGAACAAACCCUGGGUCCUGUGAACAAGGACAAUCCUGGACCUAGGGAGCCAGAGGAGCUACCCAGGCCCAAGCCCCCUGUCCCAGCCAAGCCCCAGAUACUCCCAGAGCUCUACUCCAUUCCAGCCCCAAAGGCAUCCCACCCUGCUCCACGCCCUGUGCCCCCUCAUCCCAUCUACCACGAGCCAGAGGAGCCCAUCGCCUUCUAUGCCAUGGGCAGAGGAAGUAAGAAGGAUGGCCUUGUCAAUGUCUAUUCAGAGGUUGCUCCACUACCCCUUGGGCACCAUUUCCUCCGGAAGUGCCAGUCUCGUCCUGUCGUAGUAACCCAGACCCUAGAUCAGGGCACUACCUCCUCCCUCCGACACCAGCCUCCCCAGGGACAUACUCUCCCAAGUAACUUUUCUCGACAACUCCCCCCAGACCGGGGACAGGUGCAGUUCCUAGGAUCCAGUAAGCAUUGAUGAGAAUGUCAAGCUUUUUGGACUGGAGACCCCAUCUGAGUGCAGCCUCAAUCCUCUGCUGUACCACAGGACCAUAACUACUCCCUCCAACCCACCCCCUGGGCAGGUUUCUCUUAAUGUGUCUUCAACAUCUCCACCCUGGAUUCCAAGCCUUAAAAAACAAAUCUAUAUACAGAGCCUCCCCCUCCCCCCCCAGGGUAAGAGAUGGGCCAGAGGACUCAGAGGUCAGUACCUAGGUUCCCUCUGCCACCCUCUGCCCCCUAAAAUACUUCCACCGGCUCUCAAGAGGAUGACAAGAGCCAAAGCCAUAUGUACAAGUGCUUUGAAAUCCUCUGAGGUGUCUUGGUUUUUCUUCCUGAAGCCCAGCUUCCUUGGCUCCAAAGCCUUUGUGUCUGGGCCUCAGUCCAAUGCUGCUGCUUUCCAAAGGAAUGGUUUGAUGGGAACAGAUGCUGAGGUGUUGUUUGUUGGUUGUUGUCUGGCUAAUAAAUCAUCACCGAACACUUCCCCUCUC
This is a messenger RNA of Trichosurus vulpecula (common brushtail), 1644 nucleotides long. It is a transcript of the gene SH2D2A, whose product is annotated as SH2 domain containing 2A. The record is from RefSeq and is a predicted model, not a curated record. The transcript has 8 exons. Gene Ontology annotation, cellular component: cytoplasm. Lineage: Eukaryota; Metazoa; Chordata; Mammalia; Diprotodontia; Phalangeridae. Bases 69 to 1133 code for a protein of 354 amino acids.